GGAAUAAACUGAUCCUGUGAGAUCUGCAGACAUGUCUGGAAAGCCAGUUUGUGUUGCUGAUUUUGAACAUUAUGCUAAAACAUUUCUCCCCAAAUCAGUUUAUGAUUAUUACCGAUCUGGAGCAGAUGACCAAGAAACAUUAGCAGAUAACGUAGCAGCAUUUUCAAGAUGGAAGCUGUACCCCCGGAUGCUCAGGGACGUGUCUGUAAUGGACCUGUCAACCUCAGUCUUGGGGCAGAAGAUCAGCAUGCCGGUCUGCGUUGCGGCGACUGCUAUGCAGCGCAUGGCUCACCCUGAUGGAGAGACGGCGACCGCUAAAGCAUGCCAGGCAAUGGGGACAGGAAUGAUGCUGAGCUCCUGGGCCACCUCCUCUGUUGAAGAAGUUGCUGAAGCAGCUCCUGGAGGCCUUCGCUGGCUGCAGCUUUAUGUGUACAAGGACCGAGAGGUUACCAAGUCCCUAGUGAAGCGUGCAGAGAGAGCAGGUUACAAAGGAAUCUUUGUGACUGUGGACACACCGUUCCUCGGAAGGCGUAUUGAUGAUGUGCGCAACAAGUUCCAGCUUCCUCCCCACCUCAGGUUAAAAAAUUUUUCAAGCAACAACUUGGCCUUCUCCUCAGGGCAAGACUUUGGCGAAAACAGCGGACUGGCUGUCUAUGUAGCCAACGCAAUUGAUGCAAGUAUCAGUUGGAAGGACAUCAGAUGGCUUCGUCGGCUGACAUCACUGCCCAUUGUUGUAAAAGGAAUCCUAAGAGCUGAUGAUGCUAAAGAAGCUGUGCAGCUUGGGGUAGAUGGUAUACUGGUGUCAAAUCAUGGAGCACGUCAGCUUGAUGGAGUUCCUGCAACGAUUGAUAUCUUGCCUGAAAUUGUUGAGGCUGUGGAGGGGAAGGUGGAGGUGUUCCUAGAUGGUGGCGUAAGAAAAGGCACAGACGUACUCAAAGCAUUAGCUCUGGGUGCCAAAGCUGUAUUCAUCGGCAGGCCUCUCAUCUGGGGCUUGGCUUAUCAAGGUGAAGAAGGAGCAAAAGAAGUUCUCCAGAUGUUGAAGGAAGAGUUUCGACUGGCAAUGGCACUGACAGGAUGCCGGACUGUAAAAGAGAUUGGCAGGACAUUGAUACGAAGACAUGAAGUACUACUUUCCAAGAUUUAGAUCUGAAGAUGAUCCCCUCGCUUGUUGCCUGUUGUACAGAAAGCACACUAGAUAAAAAACAACACUGUUUGCUCUUUGGGUCUCAUGCUGCAAUUCUGACUGAAAAGGAGUCUUCUGUAAGCAACUGCUUGUUGAAGAAGUUAUUUGCUUCAAGUUUUACAGCCUAUUCUGCUAGGCUUUUAUGGAAAGCUGCUGUGCUGUUAGUUGUGAUUAGAGAUGUGUCUUUAUACAAGACCAAGACAGAAACUUGAAGGUGUUUUGCAAUAAAUGCUGAUAUUAGCUUUCAAACCUUUUUAGUACUAAAACCAUAAAACCAUAAAAGAACAUGUUCUGAUGGCAAACAGCUAUCAAAAUGUAGAAAAUUAAAAUGUAGAAGGUACUUUUCUCACUGGUUAGAGAAACUCCAGUGUAGAUCAGAAAUUAAAUCUUGCUCUAUUAUGAAUAUAAUUUCUUCUCCCUAAUAGUGAUGUGCUGUUCCUUAAUAAGUAUGUGGACUUACAUCAUGUAGGCUGUAGAAACUCAGAGUUCUUAGUUAUAAAGAACUGCACAGCAAAGUGAAAUUGGAGAAGUGACUCAAAGCCCUUUGCAAUCAGACAACCACUGUGCUUGUGAAUCAGGCACACAUCAGAUCUUUGGCUUGUGCGAAUCCUGGUAGGUCUAUUGCCUUCACCAGUAUACCCAGCUGGAUCCCUACGUUAUGUUUUUAAACUGGACUCAAUUCUUCACAGUUUUUUAGAUUAUUGGAUAAAUCUGUAGCAUCUUGCAUCAGCAUUGCAGAAAGGUUUUGAAAAUCUUGUUCUGGAAUUAUUUUUUUUUUUUAAGCCACCAUUACACUGUUCCACUGUCACUGAUAUCACUGUCUGUACCAUUUGUUUCUCAUCAAUGUCAGGAGAACUUGUGCAUUCUGAUUCUCCCUUUUUGCUUUAUUUGAAAUAUCAUGUAUUGAGUUUUAGAGGCAGUUUUGUCAUAAAUGAUGGAAUAGUACAAUAUGAACUAAAGCAGAGGCUGGAACUCAAAACGGGGAGAAAACCCAAAAGGCCACAUGCUUGCCCUUCAGUUGUAAAAUUUGUUCUCUUAUUUACUGCAGAUUGUAGUGUGUUGUGUAGGGGUUGCAUAGCAACAAAAUAAAGUUUAUCUGUGUAAGGAAAUAUGAAUGUUUCUCAGAGCAUAGAGAAGCAUAAUUUCUGCUGUUUACUGCACUUAUCAUAUCUGUCGCAAUGUGGACUGUGUCAGAUGUCAAUUACAGACUAACUUCAGAAAGACUGUUUAUUUUAGAUAAUAUAAAUGUUACUUAAAAGAUAGGGGAUAAUAUCUUAUGUUUACAUGUUUAAGAUCCAUUUCUAAAGUUUAGAAGAUGCAGUUUCCUGUCUUAGCCCCAACCAAAUUCAAGUAAAGUUCUGUAACUCUGUGGUCCAGGGUAAAUUCUGCUGGUGAGGAAACUGAUUUUGUUAUUUGUGCAAAAUUAACUAUUUCUAGUUCCUUUGGGCAAAUGGGCUUGUAUUCGUUCUUUCCUGCUUGUUAUCUGAGAAUUGCCUGACUUCCAUUUCAAUCCUGGUGAGUAUAUACAUGCAAACAAAAACAGAGUCAAGUACUGAAAGGCUGUGAGACAAAGCUGACAGAAAUGAAAUUAGUUUCUGUUUAAAAGAAGUAUAUAUAUUUCAGUCAAGGGAAUUUUACUAGAUUUGGAGACAACCAAAUACAAUUGCUUCUUGAAAUGUUAAUGAAACUUUUUUGUGUGUUUUAAUUUGUCAUAGAACUGGGGGAAGAUCAAUGAGACUCAGCCAUUCUGAACAAUGCUCAAUCUAAGUAAAACUUUAGCUCAUGGUACCUUCAUAUACAGCUAAGAAGGAAGCACCCCAUGCAUAACAUAGUAGUGGUGGAUCUUUCUGGAGGUUGAGAAUGUUUUUGAGGUUAAUUUAUGCAAUAUAAUUAAAGAAAAUAAUAAGCCUAUAGGAGGCAGAGAAGUAGAACAGAACAGUUUGUACAUUUUGCAUUUGUGAUGCUCUAGUAUGUCUUCCUAUCUCUGUGUCAAAUAAUGAACACACCAUCUUGUUUAACUGUAACAUUAUUUUCUGACUUUACCUUUGCUCUAAGCCAUAGGUACCAAAAGAAGAUGUCUUCAUAGAAAAAUAUGUGGUAAGGGAAGUACACUGAGUCAUAUUUAUCUACCCAGAAAGCCAGCAGUCAACUGAUGUGCUGGGUGACUGAAGAAUAUCAACCCACCUGAUAGGCUGGUAACUGAACAUUAUCUGAAUGGGGUUUUCUAAACGCUUUUCAAGUAGACAGGAAUAUUCUGUGGAAAAAAAUAGGACUGCAACUCUUAGUGGAUUUCUCCACUAUUUUGUGAAGAGAGAAGAUCCAAAAGCAACACCUGAGAGUGUACAAGUGAGGAUCCUGGACUUCUGAGAAAAAAGUGGUAUCUCACAAGAGCCAAAGAUGUGAGGCAGGUUUUUAUAUACUGUGUGGAGGUUUUUUGUGUUUUUUUUGUUUUGUUUUGUUUUGUUUUGUUUUUUCCUUUUUCCCCCAUAUUCAGCCUGUCUGGAUUUCUCUGGUGCUGUCAGUUUGAAAUAUUUUCUGGAAAAUGUCACCAUAAAGUUAUCUUCUUGGCCUCUGUAAGCCCAUAGAAGAUUAAAACCCACUAAAGAGAGUACAGAAGAGCACAGCUCGCUAGCAAGGCUAUGUAGAUACAUGUGUGAAGCAGAGAGGCUUCAGCUCUGGUGCGGACUCCCAGAGACUCAUUCCUAGCAACACGCGCUAUCAAAGACAGUCUGUGUCAAAGUGGCAAGGUCAGUGAAAGAGCCUGUGACACUGUCUGAACAUCUGGUAGAGCGUAUCAAAGCCAGACAUGCAAGGAGCAGGGCCUUCCUAAGAGAGGAAAAACAGCCAACAUGCUUCUGCAGAAGAUCUUGAGUUGCAACAAGCAGGUGGGUGUGUAUUUGGAGGAAAGAUUUGGCUGUAUCAGGAAUAUAUUUGCUGUUAGAGAUGGGCAGUUAUGUACAGCAGAGAAGAGUGCUGAAGCAUAAGGAGUACAGGACUGAGGCAUAAGAUGGCAGCAGUCAGCUGAGGAUUGUGAGACCGUCUCACUUUUCAGAUGUAAAGGGAAGGAGAUUAGAGUAGCUUUGGGAGGUUUUACAUCCUCGCUUAGCCCGUCAGUUCUUUGAAGUAGAGACCUGCUGCUUUUUGAACAUUCGGAGCCUGCGCACAGGGUGGGGAAUCCACUAAGUAAAUAAUAGGAGUCAUAAUUCAGUUCACUUGAGCUGAAGAGCUGUGAAAGACAUGAUCUGUUUUCUUGUGACCUCCGCCUCUUGCUGUAACUCUGGGACACAUUAUUGUAUUUUGCUUUUUACCCAUGGCCAAGUCAAACAAAUAGCUCUGGGACUGGUAAGAACUCCACCUCCAUCCCCGAUUUUUCAGGUGAAGGAUGAAACUUGUCUGUCUUACUGAGAAUUUCUGAACAUAAAUAAACAGAUACUCAGAGUAACUUGAUUUGAUAAAUGGGCAGUGUAGGUCAGGGCCUGUUGGAUAUGUAGGUGACACAAAGAUGAAGCAGAACUGGGGAAGUAGGCAGGAAUGGCUCUGCUUUUCUUGGCUUCUCAAAUGGUUUUCAGGCUGAAAUCAAAUACUGAGAGCACGAGGAAAGCUGGCUUCUUAAGUCAUGAUUUUGCACUGAACCUCACUGUAAGGAUAUCUCUUAUAAAGCUACUUUUGAUGUGGAAAUUUGGCUCCAAACCACACUGAAGACCAUUAUAAAUAACCACUUCAUCACAGGACACACAGAAGUUGGCUUCCUUGAACACUCCUAGAAAGCAAGUCUAAUAUUAUUGAGCCAUAACCUCAGCUAGUGUAAAUCAGAGAAGCUCUAUUGACUUCAUUAGCUCACACUGAUUUACACCAGCUGUGAAUGUGGCCUCACAAUAUAGGAAGAUAUGUCAGCUUUUAAAUUCUAUCACUGAGUGUUGAAGAAAACUGUUUUUAAAACAAGACUGCCAAUCCCAAAUUUGGAUACUAAUGAGACACGGUACUGUAAUUGUUUCAUGAUGCCUGUAUGCUCCAUUUUGUUUUAAUUUUGCAUUGCUUCUGUUUUUCUUAUCUCUUGCCAAACAGAGGGAGAGUAUCACAUAUGUUACAUUCAUAAGAAAGAUGUUUUGCUGCUUUGAGAACAUGUCCUCCAGAUGCAAAAUGCUUUUUUUGUUGUCAUUCAGCUUCUUCCUUUGCAUAGGUUUCUUGUUUAUGUGCCAAUAUUAGACUGCUCUAGAGAGUCAGCCUCAUGCUUCUCCAGGGCCCUGGAGUUCUUGAAGGGGCACCAAGAGGCUGUCCCAGCCAAACCUCAAAGAUCUGAUUUCCUCGUAGUGGUUUUCAGCUCUGAAAUCAUUAUUGCAGAUGAGCAGUGGGAACUGCGCCUAGGAGCACCCUGAUAGGAAUGACCCUGAGACCAUCAAUACAUUUCUGUAACGUUUCUGUUGGGUGUUCAUGGGGUUAACUUUAGUAAGUAAUCCAUUGUACUUGCACCUUUAUGGUAUGCAAGGCUGGUAGAUACAUACAGAUGGUUUGUUCAAGAAAGGGGAAAAUAAAUAAUCUUGACAAUGAUUAAUAUUUGUUAUUUCAUUACAACAGCAGCUGUAAGUUCUAGUCAAAGUCAAGAUCUCGCUGUGCAAUGCAAAGAUGCUUCUAUGCCAUCAACAGUCUCUGCACAACACAGUCUGAAGUGUGAAUUAACAGACACAGAAAAAGAAUGUUUUUAUUUCUAUUUUAUAAAGAGACUAACCAGUUUCACCAGCACUCGGUCACAGGAUGGAACGAAGUUCCUUUAAUGUCAUUUUCACCACCUUAUUUAUAAACCUUGCUUUUCUCCCUAAGGCAGAUGGCUCUGAGGUGAACAUUACAUAUUGCAAAUACCUAGCAUCUUUGGCAAAGGUCCAAAGAUGCACUCUGGAACGGUGAGUAGACAUGGGUCACAGAAGAGCUCUUAACCUCUGUACUUUUCACUGUGAGAGGAGGGCUCCUGAUGCACCUGGGACCAUAUCUAAUACUCUGCCAGUUAGCCAGACAAACUCUGGCUGUGGUGGCUUUGCAGGAGACUUAAUAUUUCUUCCUUGUUAUCUGUAAAUCAAUCAAACACCGAUUUUCUUGGAUUCUCCCCAGGCCCUUCAGUAUGCUAACACCUUUAGUUCUGUGUACUUACCUUGAAGUUUCCUGUUAGGAAGAAUUGUAAUGGAUAUAAAACACAUUUUGCUCAUUACAAGAGUUCCACAGACAAGGUAUUUAUGGUUAAGCUAAUUUUACAUGAGAUUUGUCCGGUUUUCAAGAUUGGCCAUUAAUUCUACAAAGGGAGAUGCAAGAAUCCUACAAUAAGCCAAUGAGGUAGAAAGUUAACUUUUGUACGAAUUCAGGAUAUGUGCACUUUUCUAUUUGGUGAGGCUAGCAAAUUAAUUCAGCAUGCAUUUUUACUGGACCCAGAAUUCUGCCAUGGGUAUGAGAUAAUUUUCAUAACAGGUAAGAUGUGAAUGAUGUCUAUGAAUGGGAAUGUGAUCAGCAGCAGCAUCUCACAUACCCAAGCUCUCCUCAGAGUCUGUAGUGUAAGUAGAGUCUAAGUUAGUGCUGACUCUAGAGCUAUACAUCUACAGCCAUCAGAUGAUUAAGAGUAACAAAAAAUAUUGAAUUUGGUAUAGUCAAAAUCAAAACCUUUUGACAAGCAUACAUUUUUCGCCCAGAAUCCUGCAAAAAAAUUUUUUUGCAUGCCCUUCAUACAAGAAACUCCACUCUGUAGAAAGAGUUACAAGCAAAGAAGUCUAUAUUGCAAAAAGAGAACUUGGUUACAGUUUUAAAAUGACACAAAUAUUAUCUGGUAAUAAAGACAUCUGCAAAUAAAGAAUGGCAGUAACUUACCUCAUUUUCUUCUUGCCUGAUGACUAUAGCUUUUUCAGUGGUUGCAAGUUCAGGGGUUUCAGCUCUGCGUUGUGACCUUACAUCUCAUUGUGUCCUGCCUAGUGCUGCCAUGUCAGCCUUUGCUGCAGCGUCCUUGGUUUUGACCUUGCAAGGAAGAAGUAAUAAAAGAGAUGCUUAGGAUCUUUGGGUAGAGUCUUUGCCACUUGCGUAUAUUUCCAAAUGAAGUGUGGAUGUGUGUGGGUAUUGGUGGAUGGCAUUUGCCCAGAAGAUAAAGAGAUCUGCGUAGAUGGGAAUUUGGCAUGAGCUAUAGGUUGCAUAUGGUGCUUUAAUACAUUGCAUAAGUAGACAAAGCACAUCUUGGCAAAGAAUCCCAGUCAACUGGUUCCCAGGCUACGUACAACCUAAAGAUGUUAAGUAGGAAGCCAGCAAAGAUCUUGAAGUACUGUUGCCUACAUCAUGUUAUAAGUCAGUAAUAUUGUCCAGGGGCUGGGGUGAUGGAGACUGCUCUUCUGGAAGUUUUGCUGCAAGGGUUAUGGUAUGGUAUGCAAGGGUAAAUAAAGAAGCCUGCUAUCAUUUAUUCCAAUUAAUCUGUUUGGAUGCCGAUUCCAUCUUUGUCUAAAAUGUUUAGGACCAAAUCUUGAACUAGUGUAGCUUUGAUGCAGUUUGCAGAGUUGUUCUGAUCUCUGUCAGCUGAGAAUCUGAACCUACAGGUGUCUCUUUCCCUGUCCUUCAAAGAAGCAUCAGUUUUCAUUGAUUUAAUUAAAAAUUUGUUACAAAUUUCUUUAGGUCCAAGAUAAGAUACUUGAUGUUACCAUAGAAGACAAUUGAUUGUCACCUUUUAUCAGGAAUUAUGAGACAGCUGGAGGAAAGUAGCAAGUUCUGUGCUGAGGCCAAGAUGUUCUUAGCUGUACAAACUUUACCAAACUGCCUUCUGAAUGCUGCUGAUAUUUCCCAAGCAAAGUUGCCCUAUUAUAGUACUGAGAUUGAAUAUCAGGUCUUGUUCUUGUGUGAACAGCUCUGGUGUGUGACAUAUACACUAACAUACGAACAAGUGCUUCCUGACUUCUUCACUCUUUAUGCUGUCUACCCAAAAAAACUAUGCCUUACCAGAAUUAAAUCUCCCAAACUUUGCAUUGUAUGUGCUUACUGUUAACUUGGAAGACUGCCACAGCUGUGCAGAGGGCUUAAAACUUAUCUCUGACAAUCUGAUCCCUAGCUUAUUUUCUGGUUAUGCAGUGGUGCCAGAGAACCUCUGUAAGACCUCAUGAUACUUCAUUAACCAUAUCUUCUCGUGUUAACCUGUGGAUAGUCAUUCACAAACAAGAGGGCUGUUCCAAAUGCAGUGCCUCAAACGUUACUAUUAUGGUCCACAACAUUAGAGGUGAAUGUUGGUAGUAUAGCAGUUAAAGUUGCACAUUCCUGCCAACAUUCUAUUUUGUUGCUGUGAGACAGAUGGACUUGGAGGGACAGUCUGACGAAAUGGUAGCUAUCAUGGAAGUGUAUAUGAAGCAAAGGUGUGUCGCUGAAUUCCUCCAUGUGGAAAAAAUGAUACCUAUUGACAUUUGUCAACACAUCUUGAAUGUUAAUGGAGACCAAACAGAGGAUGUGAGCACAGUGAGGUGGUGGGUGGUGAAAGACAAGACAUGUUCCAGAUGGCAAUGUGUAGCUGUCACACCAUGAAACGAAGAACAACUUGAUCUUGAGCAUCUUGAACUCAUUUGUGGAGUAUUACUAGGAAACUGUACUGUGCUGAAUUUGGAAAUGAUGGUGUCAGUGUUAGAAUAUCACUAUGUUGUGCCAGGUGGAUCCCAUGAAUGUUCACACAGGAGCAGAAUUUGUAUGCACUGAAUCAACAUGAGGCUGAAGGUGACAAUUUCCUGUAUUACAUCAUUAUUGGUGACAAGAUAUGGUGUCACCACUAUGAAAUAGAGUCAAAAUGGCAGUCCAUGGAAUGGCAACCUGUAAAUUCCCCAGAAAAAACAGGUCAAGACACAGUCUGCAGUAGGUAAUAUAUUUUGGGAUAGAAAAGAAGUGAUCCUUCUGGAUUUCCUGGAAGCCAGACAGACCAUCAGGUCUGACCACUACAUCGUAACGAGGAUGAAGCUGAAGGCUCAAACUACCAGAGUCAGACCAGAGAAGACCACAACCUUUCUGCUGUAACAUGAUGCAUGCUUCUGGCCUAUCACAGAAAAGGCCCUUUACCAUAAAGUUUCCAGAAAUUGAAGGCAACAUUCAAAAAAGUCUAAUGGAGAAAUGUAGGAGAAGAUAAAGUAAAUGACUCUAAGGUGAUCUCAAAGAAAAAUACCAAAGGGGAAUUCAGGGACCAAAGGUUUACUUUAUCAGAGCACUGAGGCUGUAAUAGGAAGAUAGGAGUAAUCACCUCCAAGAUUUCUGUCACCUCAAUCAACCUUCAAGGGAAAAUCAUCACAAGAGAGCGUCUGAGGCUCAUGAAGAUGUGAGUGAUAACAUGAGGCGGUCAUAAGGCAAGAGUCAUGUGUCUCCAGACAUCUUCCAAAUGGACUGAGUGAUGAAUCACAAAGCUGAAACAACAACAAAUACAGGACAGACCAGCAAGAAUAAAACCAUCAUCUCAAUACUUAGCUGUUGUUGCUUCUUCUGAUCUCCUGAGCCACUUCCAAUCCAGAUGGGAAACAGAAGAACAUGGAGAUUUUGCAAUUUGAGCUGAGCCAGGCAGGAGCUCUUUGGCAGAAGAAGAGGCCUCCCGAGGGAUAAAUACAAUCCAGAAGAUGACUGCAGAGGGAAAUGUGACCUGCAGCAUGCACAAUCUCCACUGUGAAACAAACUGCUGCUGGACCUGUACGCCUCUUUAGUUCCCACGGACAGUGAAUCAUCCUGUUUGGGAAGUAUCUAGCACCAAACCGUCUGAUCUCCACUGGUCAAAGAAGAAAAAUCAAGCCACAUAACAACUGCACUGGGCUAGGAUGCUCCGUGGAAGACAGCAUCUUGUAAAAGCAGUCGGGGUCUACCAGAAAACACCACAAUAAACACCGCAAAACACAAGGAGUCCGCCAGCUGCAGAAAGCCAACAACAGGAUCAAAAGAGAAAUGUCCCAAGGUACAAACAAGACACGGGGCUGUUCGCACCACUGAAGCGGGAAGGGAAGAAAACGUGAAGAUUUAGCUCAGUUCUGUUGGCAUCAAGUGGACAUGUUUAUUACAGCUGGCAGAGAGCCUUGUCAAAACGAUGAAGUAGCAGGAAUCUCCUUGGAGAGCAAUGUAUCACAACAUUUUUGAAGAUUAUUUCCAAAUCGAAGAUGACUUCCAAAGAACAGCAAGGAUGUAAUCUUGGAGCCAAUCAAACCAAUGGCAAAAAUCCCACUUUCUGCAUGAUUUUAAUGGAGCCUCUGAAAUUUUGGAGCUUCACAUGUUAUGGUUAAAAGCUCUUAUCCUAUCAGCCCAAGUGAAUCAAGGUGGGAGGAGGUGAAGCAAUUGGAACGGGCAGUUUUUAAGGCUGCACUGAGUAUAAGGGGACGUAAGUGGAGACCAUGCCCCAAACAGAACCAGAGGAGAUGGUGACUGUAUCUCCUGCUUUUAUCAUCCCUUUCCACCCUGCAAACUCAUCUCCUUCAUUUCUCAUAUUUAUGGAAGCUGUUUCCCACCUCUCCUCAUCCUGAGUGCUUUUCAGCUCAACUCUUCUGGAGGCCAAGAAACUCGCUAUUAUCAUGACACGGUUUCAUCAAUGAUUCCUGUCAUGGUGGAUUCUUAUUUUGCUCCUGCUGCAUUUCCAGAGGUGGUCAUACUUACCUAAAAUAGCUGGCAUGUUUGUAUCUGUGAGAAGCUGAACUCAGCCUGCUCUACUUGAACAGAUGAAUUGAAGACAGAUUUUUCUCUUUACCCAACCCCAUUAUAGAUGCAUUUCUCCUGGAGAAUCAACUCUCACAGCAGUGUGAAACCAGUUAACGUUAGCAAGCCACUUCCUCAUUUCACAAAAUACUGCUGCUUUUCUGUUGUCCUGGAUCAUUCUCACUCCCCUGUCAGUCAGGUGAGUGGCUUAGCAGGAAGGGCCAAACUUGUGCCUCAUCCUUGCGAGCUGUGCAUCUGCCCUGUGACACAGCCCUCCCCUGGUGCAGCUGUGCAGCCAGACCUGUCACAUGGAGGUACCAUGCUGCUGGCUGUCACCCCUCCAGGGCUAUUCUGCACACCAUUUUGCUCCUGGAAGUCCUGGAUAAUUGUAUCACAGCUAUGGGAGUCUGGCACUUUCUUACAGAGAACACAACUGGAAGCAGAGCUAAUGGUGAUCUUCAGAGCAACAUGUUUGGUCCAAAACUUUCCAAAGAAGAACUGUAGCAUGAAUAUAUUUUGAAACUCCAUGAUUGUGCUAUACUGACCUUCAUUGCAACUGCAAAUUUUUUAUUUUUUUUUUUUAUUCCCUCUCCUGUAUUUUAGAGCUUUUCUUACCUAGCUGCAUCUGUUCAGGUAAUGGAAAAAUAUUAUUUCUUUAUAAUUAAGUUCAAUAUGUCUACAGCCUAGAUAGACUGUAUUUACAGGGCUGGCUCUUUCUGCAUGUAGCAAGGGCUGCGUUACCAGAAGCCUAAUCCUGAAUCAGUAGGAAUGGUGGCAUUAAAUUAAAUGGGAGCAGGAUCCCACCAUGCAUUAUUUUAGCCAAGCUAGCAUGCCACAAAGAAAUGUGUUGAAACAUUUAUUUAAAUUAAAAAAAAAAAAAAAGGAGAGAAACAUAUGGUUAAAUAAUUAAUGGGAAUCAUGAAACACCUACACAGAAUAGUGGGAAGCAUGGAAAUCCUCAUACACGUAUUUGAAGUUACACCACAGAUUUCUUGGGUGUUUUUCUUUUUUGCUCUGCUAUUUUAUGUCCAUACAAAUAAUAUGGAUGGUGAUUAUGUGAUUUCAGAUUGCUCAGGUAACGUUUUCCUGUGUAGCAACCAGAAGUGAGUCAUGUUUAACAUGAAGCAAAGUUCACAGCUGCAGUGUUUUGUUCUGAGCAGUGCCAUUGCCUGUAACACAGCAAAGCAUGGUGGGAGGGGGGAGCACACUGAUACUGCUGUCAUGCCAGAAAGCAAAGACAUAACUAAUUUUAGGGAAAGCAUGGGGGGAAGAGGUGGCUUCUGUCAACUCUAGCAGCAUUCUUAUACUGCAGUAGAAACUGCUGGAACACUUUAUUUUGUGUAACACCAAUGUACUGCUGUGUAGAGAGACAUUAUUUUUGUGUACAGUUGCACAGAAAGGUUGAUCAUAUGUGCUACUGGGAUGAGAAAUAGUGGAUGUGCAAAGGACUCUCAGAGAGGCCAGUACAUUUUUUAUCUGCU
Molecule: messenger RNA, 12315 nt
Organism: Lagopus muta (rock ptarmigan)
Lineage: Eukaryota; Metazoa; Chordata; Aves; Galliformes; Phasianidae
Gene: HAO1
Product: hydroxyacid oxidase 1
Exons: 23
Coding region: 32-1144 (370 amino acids)
Molecular function (GO): oxidoreductase activity; FMN binding
Source: RefSeq, a predicted model, not a curated record